Messenger RNA from Camelina sativa (false flax), 2170 nucleotides. Lineage: Eukaryota; Viridiplantae; Streptophyta; Magnoliopsida; Brassicales; Brassicaceae. The record is from RefSeq and is a predicted model, not a curated record.
UAGGUGAGGGAAAUAAGCCUGUUGGGAGAAGUAAACGGUCUGCAAGUAUUCGAAACUCACAUGAAAAGAAGCCUGUUAAAUCUCAGGAUCGUACUCCCUCAAGUAACAACAUAGUAGAAGAAGAUGAGUUAGCUCCAUCAAAUGCAGUCAUAAAAAAACAAGUUAACUUGCUAACUAAAGUUAGGAGCAGAAGAAAGAUAGUACCUGAGAAACCUCUAAGUAUGGGUGACUGGAAAAAUUCUGAGAUUCUAGAGAAGUUUUCGCAUUGCAUAUCUAGUUUCCGAGCACGAAGAUGGUGUCUUUUUGAGUGGUUCUACAGUGCAAUUGACUAUCCAUGGUUUGCCAGACAAGAGUUUGUUGAGUAUUUGGAUCAUGUAGGGUUGGGCCAUGUUCCUAGAUUAACUCGCGUUGAAUGGGGUGUCAUAAGGAGUUCUCUUGGGAAACCGAGGCGAUUUUCUCAACAGUUUUUGAAGGAGGAGAAAGAAAAGCUAUACCUAUACAGGGAUUCUGUAAGAAAACAUUAUGAUGAACUAAACAAGGGCAUGAGGGAAGGACUUCCAAUGGAUCUGGCUCGGCCUCUAAAUGUUUCACAGAGAGUCAUUUCCGUGCAUCCAAAGUCGAGAGAGAUUCAUGACGGCAGUGUCCUAACUAUUGAUCACUGUAGGUACCGGAUUCAGUUUGACAACCCUGAAUUAGGGGUGGAAUUUGUUAAGGAUACUGAAUGCAUGCCACUGAAUCCUCUAGAAAACAUGCCAGCAUCACUUGCAAAGCACUAUGCUUUCUCAAACUAUAACAUUCAGAAUUCUAGUGAGGAGAAAAUGCAAGAGCGGGUAAAGGAAAGCACGCCGGAAGGAUAUCUCAAACUUUCGUGUGAGACAGGCCAUCUCUUAAACUCCCCAAAUUUUAACAUUAGCAAUUCACUAAAGCAGGAGAAGGUAGAUAUCUCAAGUUCAAAUCCACAAGCUCAAGAUGGAGUCGACGAGGCUCUUGAUUUACAAUCGUUGAAUCCUCAGCCUUCAACUAUUGGACAUAUCCAGGCAAGAGAAGCUGAUGUCAAAGCUCUCUCUGAACUAACACGUGCGCUUGACAAGAAGGAGCUAGUUUUGAGGGAGCUAAAGUGCAUGAACAACGAGGUUGUGGAAAGUCAGAAAGAUGGACAUAGUGCUCCGAAGGAUUCUGAAUCUUUUAAGAAACAAUAUGCAGCAGUUCUCUUUCAACUAAGCGAAAUAAAUGAGCAGGUUUCACUGGCACUUCUUGGCUUGAGGCAACGGAAUACUUACCAAGAGAAUGUACCAUAUGCAUCAAUAAGACACAUGAGUAAAUCAGGGGAACCUGAUGACCAGUUGACCUACGUAGACAGUUAUGCAUCUGAAACCAAUGGAUUCCAUGUGUCUGAGAUCGUCGAAAGUUCUAGAAUAAAAGCACGGAAAAUGGUAUACAGAGCUGUACAGGCGUUGGCGUCACUGAGGAAAGACAAAAAUGAUGUUGUAAAUAUGGAAGAAGCCAUUGAUUUUGUAAAUAAUCAGCUUUCUAUAGAUCAAACAGAAGGUCCAUCAGUCCACCAAAGACAAGGUGCCCAGGAUCAGCGUCUUCCCUCUACACCAAAUCCACGUAGCUCAACUCCUGCAAAUGAUUCCCAUCAAAACCAACCCGACCAAAAUGACCUACAAAUCCCAUCUGAACUUGUUUCACGCUGUAUGGCUACAUUGCUUAUGAUACAGAAAUGUACGGAGAGGCAAUUCCCACCAAGUGAAGUUGCCCAGGUUCUGGACUCGGCGGUGGCGAGUUUACAGCCUUGCUGCUCUCAGAACCUUCCGAUCUAUACAGAGAUUCAGAAGUGCAUGGGAAUCAUAAGAAACCAGAUUCUUGCCCUCGUACCCUCCUAAAGUAAUAAAAUCCUAAAACCAUAACUUAACCUUUGUCUCUUCAAUGAUGCUUGUUUCUCCUGUAAAAUCCGUAUUUCCUUAUAGAAAAUUCGUUUAGUAUACCUCAUUUAUUUGGAGUGACUCACGAUAACUAUCCCGAGUUCAUAUUUUACACAUAACCCACCCAUCAAUUGUUAGACGGGACUGGAUCGCCGGUCCAUUGUCAUUUUCUUGUAUGGUACUAAAUAGUUUCAUCCCUUAUCGUGUUUGACUAAAUUUCAUUCUAGUUUUCAUUAUAUGUACUA